Molecule: messenger RNA, 1639 nt
Organism: Amphimedon queenslandica
Lineage: Eukaryota; Metazoa; Porifera; Demospongiae; Haplosclerida; Niphatidae
Exons: 9
Coding region: 1-1584 (527 amino acids)
Molecular function (GO): protein binding
Source: RefSeq, a predicted model, not a curated record
AUGCAGCCUGUUCAAGUUCUGGUUAUACUUUUAUUGUCAGAUUUACUGCCUGAUAAACUAUUCUUUCUUUGUGCAAAUGACUUCACAGUUCAGCCUUCGUCUAUUAAUACAACACUCAAUUCAACUGUAAAUUUCUUUUGUGAAGCUACUGAUGACUAUGAUUUUUUAAACUUCUAUGCUGACAGUAUACAAACCAGUAGAGAGGAAAUAAGAAACAGAGGAUUUCAAGAUAAUAUUAUUUCAAUAAGUGGUGGAGCACUAAGAGGUGUUUUGACUGCUAAAGCAUAUGAUAUUAAUAAUAACACAAAUAUUACAUGCGUAGCUAGUUCUCUGUCGACACUACCUAUCACAAGUGAUACUGUCUUUUUAAUGAUACAAGCUACUAAUCCUAAUCCCUGUGUAUUAAAUAAUGUAUCAGUUUCUCCUAUUAACGAUGUUGGAAUUGGUUCCUCAAAUAAUAAGAAUUUUUACUAUCAAACAGUUCCUCUUAUCACUCCUAAUGUAUCAGUAAUACUAAUAGUUGAUGAACAAAAGCAAGUGCUAUUACAUAUUCAUGUUGAUGUUGCAGAUUUAUGCAUUGGUGAGUAUCCUAAUAAUGUAACAGUUACUAUACUGACUACUAAUAAUGAGAUACAAGAUAGUGCCAGUAUACCAACACAAGUCAAUGAUCAACUGGUGAUUACUGGAGCAAUAACUGUACCUAGAUCUAAUAAUUUAAAUACAUUUAUUGUUAAUGUAUCACUGAGUAAUAAUGGAGGAGAAUUCCUACCUACACCUUCUUUUGGAUUUGUAAUUAUAGGACCAGUUACUGAGAUAAUAUCAAUAAUUAUUGAUGACUGUUCUACAAUUAACAUAACAUGGAAUGCUCCUAUAGUCGAUGACAGUAUAUCUAUACAGUAUUAUAAUUUGAGUAUUUAUGAUGAUAUUUCCCAUCAGUUCCUAAGGAGUAUAACAGUUAAUGAUACCAGUUAUCAGUUUGUAAAUGACAACUUAUUUAUUCAUCAUUAUACAUAUGCUAUAACUGGAGUUAAUGAAUUAGGAGAAGGAAUACCUCAUAAAGCUACUUUCUCCUAUCAGAGAGUUCCUAGAUCAGCUAAUGAAAACACCGUUUUUCUAAAACUUAAUUAUACACAAAACAUUUUGACUAUUGUUGAGUUCAAUAUACUGGUAAUGCUAGAGUGUACUGGUGAAGCCCCUAAUAGUGCUACAGUUACUGUACAUUGUAAUGAUACUGGUAAUAUAUAUAGUAGCUCUUAUAUAAUAGAGCAUACUAAACAACCAAAUAAUAUAACAGGAUUAAUAUCAGUCCAUCAGUAUCAAGAGUGUAAUAUCAGUAUUGUAUUUAGUAAUGAAGCUGGUAGUAGUGAACCAUUUAUACUAGAAUUUGAUACAUCACAACUUUAUCCCAAUAUCACUACAACAACUACCAAGAGUACUAUCACAACUGAUAUAGUUAUUAUGUGGUCAACGAGUACAGUCAUAUUACUAAUGAUAUGUCUCAUUUCAUCAGUUUGUUUUAUUAUUAUAUACAAGAGGAAAGCUAGUAAGCAUUUUUAUUAUAAUCAUUAUAUUUAUUACUAUUAAUACAGGGAGUAACUCAUUGCAACAACAAAGGGUGCUUACUGCAUCUAAUGAAGCA